AUGACCAUCUCCGAGACAAUCAAGCAUGCCGUCGGCCUCGAGGCUGGUCCUUCGACCCCUGCUUCCCGCGAGGAAAUGUCCGACGCAAGACUUCCCAUCCAAUACAGAGACACCUGCGCCCACCUCUUGAUCCCGCUGAACCGCUGCCGACACAACGAGUACUACCUCCCUUGGAAGUGCGAGAACGAGAGACACUCUUACGAAAAGUGCCAGUACGAAGAAUUCAAGAAGCGCGUCGCAAAGAUGGACGAGCUGAGAGCUGCAAAGGGCGGCGAGAGAAGCAACUGA
Messenger RNA from Aureobasidium namibiae CBS 147.97, 288 nucleotides. RefSeq names its product putative NADH-ubiquinone oxidoreductase B18 subunit. The transcript has 3 exons. Gene Ontology annotation, cellular component: mitochondrion. Bases 1 to 288 code for a protein of 95 amino acids. The record is from RefSeq and is a predicted model, not a curated record. NCBI's taxonomy places the organism in Eukaryota, Fungi, Ascomycota, Dothideomycetes, Dothideales, Saccotheciaceae.